CUCUUCUCUUUGCCCCCACCCCCCAGCCCUCAUGUCUAUUGGGUGCAGUAGCUUGCGGCGUCUCCACUUUCAUACGCAUAUGUUCUCCUCUGUUCUUCCCCAAUUCGAUCGUUUCAUUUGCACCAACACCGCUAUCCCCUCGCCUUCAAACUCAGAAACAAACCCCACUCCGCCCCUCUGUCUACUUGCUCACCAAAUUCCCAAAUCCACUGUUUCAGACCUCAUAGCAAAGCAGCACUGGUCCAAACUCAGAAACUUGAUUAAACCCACCGACCCGACAGACUUCCUCGAACAGCUACUCGAAUCCGGGUUUAAUUCGGACGCCAUUCUCGCCUUUUUCAAAUGGUCCCAGACAGCGUAUCACGUUUCUUACCCUCCUCAAUAUUUCUGCAGAUUAUUAGUUUUGCUUGCACAGGAAAAGGGAUAUCCCAAGAUUCGAUCUUUGCUGCACUCAUCUGUUAAAGAUGGAAAAAUCCAGUCAAUUUCAUUCUUUUUUCAUGCAUUGUUGACUUGUAGUAAUAGCCACUAUGCUAACUCCAUCAUUGUUGAUAUGCUGAUAUUGGCUUUUGUUAAUAAUUUGAAACUCGAUUUUGCUCUGGACGCGUUUAAGCGGGCUGGUGAUUAUGGGUUUAGGUUGUCUGUGAAUUCGUGUAAUCCGCUUUUGGUUUUGUUGUUAAAGGAGAAUAAAACUGGGGAAAUGGAGUUUAUGUACAAGGAGAUGAUUAGGAGGAGGAUUGGGCUUAAUCUGUUCACAUUUAAUGAGGUGGUAAAUGGGUUGUGUAAGGCAGGGAAGUUGAAUAAGGCUAAGGAUGUUUUGGAAGACAUGAAGGUUAGGGGAGUGAUGCCGAAUGUGGUUACUUAUAAUACAUUAAUACAUGGGUAUUGUAAGAGGGGAGGAGCUGCGAAGAUGUACAAAGCGGAUGCAGUUCUAAAGGAAAUGGUGGAGAAGGGGAUACACCCAAGUGAGAUAACGUAUAACACUCUUAUUGAUGGAUUCUGUAAGGAUAAUAACAUUAAGGCGGCCUUAAAGAUUUUUCGUGAGAUGCAAGGGCAUGGGACGAGGCCAGACAUCGUGACAUACAACUCAUUGAUUAAUGGGCUUUGUGGGGAUGGAAGAGUUAGUGAGGCUCUUGGUUUACAGGCAGAAAUGGUGAGGUUGGGGUUGCAGGCUAAUGUUGUUACUUAUAAUGCCCUUAUAAAUGGAUUUUCCAAAAACAAGCUAUUGAUGGAGGCUAGGGAGUUGUUUGAUGAUAUAAUAAAGCGGGGAUUAGUUGUAAAUGUACUCACUUUUAACUCUCUGAUUGAUGCAUAUUGUAAGGCAGGGAAAAUGGAAGAAGCAAUAUCACUUCUUGGCUUAAUGCUAAGCAAAAUGAUUCAACCUAAUGUUUCCACCUAUAAUUGCUUAAUAGGUGGCUAUUAUCGGGAGGGGAAUGUUAAAACAGCUAGAAAGUUGCUGGAUGAGAUGGUGGAGAAAGGAUUGGAAGCUGAUCUUGUAACCUAUAAUAUACUGAUUGAUGCAAUGUGCAAGAGGGGUGAAUCAAGAAAAGCCGUUCGCUUUCUUGAUGAGAUCUCUGAGAAGGGCUUGAUUCCAAGUCAUGUAACAUACAAUAAAUUGAUGGCUGGUUAUUGCCAAGAAGGAAAUCCCAGGGCAGCUGCUACUGUUAGGCGAAGAAUGGAAAGAGAAGGAAAGCAGCCAAAUGUUGCAACGUUCAAUGUACUAAUUAAGGGAUUUUGCUCUAAAGGUAAGCUGGAAGAAGCAAAUGCGCUUUUGAAUGAGAUGCUAGAGAAAGGGUUGGCACCUAAUCGAACAACCUAUGACAUAAUCAAUGAAGAGAUGAUUGAGAAAGGGUUUGUACCCGAUAUAGAUGUACAUCUGUAAAGUAUUGAUGGAGCCUCUUAGAGCUGAUGAAUAUGAAGUUCACAGCCAAUUGGAUUCUUUUCUGGCCAAUGUGUUGAAUUUCCUGCUGUGAUAUUUCAGCAGAGUUGAGCAAAACGAUGGUCUACCCUCUGCGUCUUGUUUCCCAAUCGAUGCCACUCAGACUGAAUCUCUCGCCUCAAGUAACCUGAAGAACACCAAAAACCCAAAGGUAAGCAAAGUAAACAACCACUAAGGCGAGGCUGGGAGGGGGGGAGAGUCAACGUCUCAAGCUCUCAGCUACGUAUUAGUAGGGGUUUUUUUCAAGGCGAGGUCACCGAUGCAAGCUCAUUAGGCGACCGAUCUCCGCUGACCGGACGCCUAGGCAACGCCCUUAACAAAAAUGGUUAGUUUGAUGAUUAGCCUGCUGCUUGAUCUUAGAAACAGCUACAGUGGAACCCAAAACAUAAUAGCUAAUACUCUUAAGCAAGCACCUGUCAAGUAUGACAAAUGUCGGUAGAAUUUAGAGAAAUAGUCCAGGCAUUCCACCUCUCAACCCAAGACCAAGAGUCUACAAGUCUAGAACGGAGUAAUAGAUUAUCCAUUAACCUUACUUGUCUUCAGAACAUAACUUAGAUGCUCCAGUCAUAGUACUGAGUGAUGAAUAUCCACCAUAGCUCGACUUGUCUUGAGGACAUAGCUGUUUUAGAUUCUACAGUCACUAACAACUCAAGAUGUAGGGUGGCUUUUCAUGUGAGAAUAGGCUAGGAGUUCUCAUUUUCCAUUAAAUUUUGUUGAACAUCGAGAAGCUGAAGAAAACGGUGACAUAAAAAUUUCUUCUCUGUUAGGUAUGUAUCUUUGACUACAAGUUUAGUGAACCAUAGUUGUUAAAUUGCUUCAACUGCCCUUUAUUACUUGCAUGUCAGACAUUGAUGUUUCUGUAUUAACUGCUGGACAUAACAGUUUACAGGUAGAUGGUGAUAAAUUGACACAAAUUGAGUAUUGCUUCUCCUCCCAAAAGGUUGAAUCCCCAACUCCAAGGGCCCAGUCCCCACACCCCGGCCUGACAGAGCAUUUGAGAGGAUGUAAAUCACGGUGACUCAAUGGCUUAGCAGACAGGGCCAAUGAACUUAAAUUCCCUGCCAAUGAACUCAUUGCUGUUGCAUUGAUGUUCGGUGCCCACCACUGACUCUAUCCUCUCAAUGGCUCUCGAAAUGGUUCUUUUGAGCCGAUUUAGCUUAUACGCAAAGCCAGAAUGUGCAUUCUUUUAUGCUACAUGCGACCGUGCCCCUAGCAAUGGGAAGUUUUUCUUCAUGGCCGAUCUGGAAAGGGCGGCGUCAGCAUGCUUUUAAUAGAAUUAUGCAUUUUGCUUUCCUUGAGUUGUAAAUCAAAGAAAAUAUGUAUACCUCCCAAUUCCAUAACCUUGUUAUAUGGAAGAGGAAACCUUUUUACAGGUCUCCCUAUUUAGGGAGAGCACAGUGCCCUCAUAUUCUUGUUAAAUUUGAGACUAGAAUGUAAUCUUUGAUUUGAAUCUCACUAAAAGAUUUCAAUCUUA
Ipomoea nil (Japanese morning glory) is the source of this 3410-nucleotide messenger RNA. RefSeq names its product pentatricopeptide repeat-containing protein At1g09820. Gene Ontology annotation, molecular function: protein binding. The coding region runs from base 32 to 1879 and encodes 615 amino acids. The record is from RefSeq and is a predicted model, not a curated record. The transcript is spliced from 3 exons. Lineage: Eukaryota; Viridiplantae; Streptophyta; Magnoliopsida; Solanales; Convolvulaceae.